Messenger RNA from Paramecium pentaurelia, 1135 nucleotides. The record is from the annotation of a GenBank genome assembly. NCBI's taxonomy places the organism in Eukaryota, Ciliophora, Oligohymenophorea, Peniculida, Parameciidae.
UAUGAAGCUUGCAGUAAUCUUAUUGAUUUUAGCUACAACUUAUGCUUACACCAUAGUUCCAACAUUAGAUAUAGAUCUAGAUGGACCAGCCAAACAAAGAUUCUAGCCAGCUGUUUAAUUAAUAUUGAACACAUAUGGAUAUGAUGCUUCUUUUGGUGCUUUCUUUUCUUAUCAUAAUGAAACUACUUUCAAACAUUUAACUUCCAAAGAUUAUGAUGUUUUAGCUACUUCUGUAAGAACUCAUUGGCCUUAAUAUGCUUAAGAAUUAGAAGGGAUUGUGGAAGCUUUUAAUAGAACUGAUGUUACAUUUGAGUAUAUGGCUGCUUGGGCUUAUUUCCAUGAAAUUGGUCACUCUUUAUCAGUCAAUAUAAAAGAAUGCACAGCCAUAUUAUUAUAAACCAAAGAAGGUAUUAUUCACGGAAGAAAUAUGGAUUAAUCUCCAGAUGCUGGUAGAUUGCUUGUUGUUCAUUUCAAGUUUAUAAAAAAUGGUUAAUAUAUUGGUGAAGCUGUGGAUUAAUAUUGGUUUAAGACUGGUUUUGUAACUAUGUUUAAAUAUGGGGUUGUUUCAUUGUAAGAAAAUUGGAGAUAUGGACACUAUUUACCAUUAUUUAUGUUAUUGAAAAAAAUAGCAGCAGGAACAACAUCAUUAGGAUGGACAUUUAGACAUGUAUUUAAUUUUAAAAUAUAUUUAGAUCCUUGAUUCUGAUAUUAAUAAUUUUGAUGAUGCAGUUACUUAUUUAGAAAAUGUAAUUGUGGCUUGUUCACAAUAUAAUAUUGUUGCAGGUACUGGAUACAAUUAAGGUGCAAUCAUUUCAAGAGAUCCAAUAUCAACUUAUCCAACAUUGUUCUUUAACAACACUGGAUUAGGAAAUGAUCAAUUCUAAUAUAUGGUUUAGACUAAUUAUGAUCAUUGGCACAAAGAUCCAAAGGGUGAUUAAAGAAGAACUAUUGCAGAAAAUUUAUUGGCUAACUUAACUAGUACUAUGCAAAAUGAAUUGGGUGCUUAUAGUGUUAUCAACACAUACCCAAUUCAUAAUGAAGGUACCUUUUAUACAGCAAUUAUGAAUGUUGCUACAGGUAGAUUCAAUUACUUUGGAUAAGAAGGAAUUACUCCAUUUAAUGAUUUAGAGUGAUU